This is a messenger RNA of Staurois parvus, 1281 nucleotides long. NCBI's taxonomy places the organism in Eukaryota, Metazoa, Chordata, Amphibia, Anura, Ranidae. The record is from the annotation of a GenBank genome assembly.
AUGACUGAGCAGGACGUUGAAAAUGAACUGUUGGAUUAUGAAGAAGAGGACGAGCCACAGCAAAGUGAGGCACCAGCACCAACUGGCAGAAAAGAGGUGAAAGGAUCCUACGUGUCCAUCCACAGUUCGGGUUUCAGAGACUUCUUGUUAAAACCUGAACUGCUUCGGGCCAUUGUGGACUGUGGCUUUGAACAUCCCUCUGAAGUGCAACAUGAAUGUAUACCUCAAGCCAUCCUCGGCAUGGAUAUCUUAUGUCAGGCCAAAUCUGGUAUGGGGAAGACUGCGGUCUUUGUCCUGGCCACACUUCAACAGAUCGAGGCAGUAGAGGGACAAGUAUCGGUUCUUGUAAUGUGCCACACGCGUGAACUUGCAUUUCAGAUCAGCAAAGAAUAUGAGAGAUUCUCAAAGUACAUGCCUAAUAUAAAGGUUGCCGUUUUCUUUGGUGGCCUUUCCAUUAAGAGGGAUGAGGAGACCAUCCAGAAAAGUUGUCCUCAUAUCGUGGUGGGCACUCCUGGCCGUACCCUGGCGCUGGUCAGACAGAAGACUCUGAACUUGAAGCAUGUCAAACACUUUGUCCUAGAUGAGUGUGAUAAGAUGCUGGAGCAGCUAGAUAUGCGCAGAGACGUUCAGGAGAUUUUCCGCCUUACCCCUCAUGAGAAACAGUGCAUGAUGUUCAGUGCCACCCUCAGCAAGGAGAUCCGCCCAGUCUGCAGGAAGUUCAUGCAGGAUCCUAUGGAAGUGUUUGUGGAUGAUGAGACCAAGCUGACACUUCACGGUUUGCAGCAGUAUUACGUCAAACUAAAGGACAGUGAAAAGAACAGGAAACUGUUUGACCUGUUGGAUGUGCUGGAGUUCAAUCAGGUGGUUAUCUUUGUAAAGUCAGUGCAGAGGUGUAUAGCACUGGCGCAGCUCUUGGUGGAACAAAAUUUCCCAGCUAUCGCUAUCCACAGAGGAAUGCAGCAAGAGGAGAGGCUUUCAAGAUAUCAGCAGUUUAAGGAUUUCCAGAGGAGAAUUCUUGUAGCUACUAAUCUUUUUGGCCGAGGCAUGGAUAUAGAAAGAGUUAAUAUAGUCUUCAACUAUGACAUGCCAGAGGACUCUGACACCUACCUGCAUCGGGUGGCUCGUGCUGGUAGAUUUGGCACAAAAGGUUUGGCCAUAACAUUUGUAUCUGAUGAGGAGGAUGCCAAAAUCCUGAAUGAUGUCCAAGACAGAUUUGAAGUUAACGUGGGCGAGUUACCUGAUGAGAUAGACAUAUCCACUUACAUUGAACAGAGUCGAUAA